This is a messenger RNA of Epinephelus moara (kelp grouper), 2660 nucleotides long. RefSeq lists its product as uncharacterized. Gene Ontology annotation, biological process: lipoprotein transport; cholesterol transport; triglyceride mobilization. Gene Ontology annotation, cellular component: very-low-density lipoprotein particle; low-density lipoprotein particle; mature chylomicron. The transcript is spliced from 2 exons. Gene Ontology annotation, molecular function: low-density lipoprotein particle receptor binding; cholesterol transfer activity. The record is from RefSeq and is a predicted model, not a curated record. The coding region runs from base 840 to 2114 and encodes 424 amino acids. Lineage: Eukaryota; Metazoa; Chordata; Actinopteri; Perciformes; Serranidae.
UUGUUUCUACAAGAUUAAUGUUUAUUUGUGCAUUGUCCCUAUUUUAAAUAAAUAAAUUUCCAAUUUUCAAAUUCCAAUAAUAUUACUAAUUAUCUGAUGUUAAAGUUAACAUUUUGAGUUCCGCAGUAAUUGUGUUUAAAUUUGUUACGUAGCUAUUCAUGCUAGGGGAUUCAUUGUUCUUCAGAUAGGCUGGUUGUCCUUUUCCUUGAAACAACAAAUGUGCAGCUUGAAUUUGAAGAAGUAAAUCAAUUGUGAGGAACAAAACAUGUAUUGGAAACAAGCUUUCUCAAGUUCAGGGGAGGCUCGUGGGUACACAUAAAACAUGCCAUGCUAGUUGUUCCCUUGCCAAAAUUUAACCUAAAUUUGUAGCAUUAUUAAAAGCCACCUUUCUGACAUAUUAAGGCAUACACAGGUACCAACCAUGUCAGUAGAGUUUGUCUAGUUUCACGAAAUACCACUACUUUGCACUUGGAUUGAUAGGAUAGCUAUUACCGCAUUACCACUCCCACCCGCUGGACUUGAGAAGGAUCAGUCCUGAUUUGCAUGUAGCCCUGCAAUACCAAAUUCGAUUGCAAUCGGAUUUGAAGUCAAGAAAAAGACGAUUGUAUAUGUGUAUUAAAUUGUAUCUUUUUUUUAUUUCUUUUUUUCCAUCCCAAAGGUUGCCUUUUGCAUAUUUGAAUGGUUCUCAAAAGUUCUCACACUAGGAAAUAUCUCUACUAACAGCUGUUUCUCUCUUUUAAAGGGAGUCUCAUCAUAGUAUCAAUGUUGACAUUAUCAGUCAAACAUUUGCUGAUGUGAGCUUUCACUUUGCUUACCGCAAAGACGGCAUCACGGUAUCUAUGUCUUGUCCAUCAUCUGGUUUCCUCGGAAUGCAGUUUCAGCAGAGGUCUCCAUCACAGUUGUAUGGAAAACUGUUUGGUCGCUACCUGUCUACUCCUGAAAGGGAUACUGAUGUUUUCACUGCCAAAGUCACACUGAGAAACUCUACGAAGUUGAUUUUACAGACAUCAUGGAAUUGGGACUUUCUUCAUGAUGUGAUUGAGGGUACCAAGGACAGGAUUCCUGUUAUGACUGAUACUGUGCUCAAGUUCAUUAACAAGUAUCACACCAUCCACUUUGGCUUUGAUCUCAACCGUGGUGGCAUGAAGCUGAAAAACACAGUUUCUAAUGUCAUAGAGAGAGCCUAUCAUGAAGUGCCUUUGUCUUUUAACACACUGCAGAAUUCAAUCAAACACGUCAGUGAUCAAGUAAAAGACAUGUACAGGACAGCAUCUGAUGGCUUGAUGUCCAUGAGUGUGCAGGAUGUUAUAGACAGGUUGGCUCACGAGGCAAGACAAGUCUUGAAACACAUUGGAGACAAGAUUUAUGUCUUGCUCGAUGCGGUCACACAGUUUUUGAGUGACACAAAGUUUACAUUACCUGGAUCUGAAGAAAAACUCUCUAGCCUAGAGAUGUUCCAGAGAGCAUGUCAGUCUGAAUCAAAAGCCACUGACAGGGCAGUUGAAAGGUUUGCCAGCCUUGCAGAGAAAACUUCUAGAUACAUCAGGGGAAUGACGUUCACUGUACCUGGAACUGAUGUUGUUGUCAAUGGAAACAAGAUCAUGGAUAAACUGAUGUCUUCUGUCAGAUCUGCAUUUGAUCAGCUAAGACAUUCAGUGAGCAGGGGGUUCAGUUGGCUUCACAAAACAUUUAAUGGCCUCCUCCAGGUGAUUACUGAAAAUGCAGAGAAUUUCAUCACACACCUUCAAGAUGAAAAUGUUGAAAUUGCCUCUCAAGUUGAUGCUAUCUAUGCAAAGGUUCUGCAGUCCUCAAACCAACAUACUAAUGAGGCCAAGAGAUAUGUGGCUGAUUAUAAAGACCUCACCAAACUGAGGAUUCAAGAGGCUUAUAAUGCUUUAAGUAUGGUGCAGGUAAAUAACGAUGCCAAGGAGUUUAUCAGUAUUUUUCAGUCCGAUCUCUACAGAGGGCUUAAUGAAACUGUAGAUCUAUUGAGAAGGACAUCCCUGUGCACAGCACCGUACAUUAGAGUGAGCAGUGAAAGGUUGGACUUUGAAAUUCCUUUACCCUUUCUUUGGAAGUCUUUUAGCGAAUGGCCAAUGCAAUCCAGUCCGUGAGUCAUGGCUUUCUUGUUGGUUGAUAAUGGCUGACUAAAUUUAUGUCUGUGUGAAAAAAUAACUUUUGGUUGAUGUCAAAAACUGUGUUUAAGGUUGUUUUAACUCAUGUAAAGUAUAUACAAGUUAUACUUACACGAGAUUUUGUUAAAUCUGAUGAUUUAAGCAAUUUUGGCCUGCCAAUGUUUUGCAUGCAUUGAAGAUGGUGUUCAAUUAAACAAUACUGAUUACAGAUGUCAUUCUGUGCCAACAUUUUCAACAAAUCAAUGGGCAUGAAACCUUUGUAUGUCUAUGACAGAAUCAGGACCCAGUGGCAGAGCGACAAGGGGUGGUGGGGGUGUUCUGGGGCUACAACACCUAAUGUUUUCUCAAAAGCCCUGUAUUUUUUGUGUUAUUAAAAUACCUCUACCUUUGAGUCAUUUCCCCCUUCGACUGGACCUCAGUAGAAGUUAUUAUUUUGUUUAAUUCUGCCACAGUAUUAAAAACUGACUUGUGUUGCAUGGUUUAAAGGUCUGUCAAGGCUACAAUAAAUAGGCCUAUCAAAACUUA